GCAACGCUGAGAGACCGCACGCGUAUCGCUCCCGCUAGGACUUCAAGACAAAUCGCAAGGCCCUGCCGCCGCUUCACGCCAAUCCGGAGAAAGUGCGACAACAGCUUCGCACUUCCGACCCAAACACCUUAGUUUGCCCAGCAUGAUCAUUUCGAAGUCUCACAGGCGCAUCAUCUACGAGUCCCUCUUUAAGGAGGGCGUGUUGGUCGCCAAGAAGGACUACAACGCCCCCAAGCACGAGGAACUUGAUGUGCCUAACCUCGAAGUCAUCAAGGCCCUGCAGAGCCUUACUUCCAAAGGUCUCGUGAAGACGCAGUUCUCUUGGCAGUGGUACUACUACGUCCUCACUCCCGAGGGCGUUGACUACCUUCGCGAGUGGUUGAACCUCCCGAGCGAGAUCGUUCCUUCAACGCACAAAAAGGCCGUUCGCCCGCCUCGCCCGGCGCAGGUGCGUGGCCCCGGCGGCGAGGGCGCCUACCGCCCUCCCCGCGGCGAUCGCGAGGACUACAGGAAGAAGGAGGGUGGUGCGCCUGGCGAGUUCCGGCCACAGUUUGCUGGUGUCGGCCGCGGUGCACCCCGGGAGUAGACGACCAUCCACGACGUUCACGAGAAGUAGAACCCGCCGUCGGACUCUCAUGCAUCUCCUAUAUCGGUUCGCACUCGCAUGAGGGCGCAUGCGUCGGUUGGCAUGUCGUGACCGUAUGGCGCUGGGGAUGGCGGAACAGGGCUGCUGCUUUGACUAUGUAGGAGAGGUGUUACGAUAUUGCUGCCAUCCGUCGCAAAAUUGUAGUAUGAGCACUCCAUGCCUUCGCUUAUACUAUGUUUACGCUUUCGUAUUCUCCCGCUCUAUGGCACAUGAUGCUGUGGUGAAUGCCCCGAAGUCAAUGUAGGAAGGGUGACCGUCUGUUUAGUUGUGCACGAAGGGUUGUCAAGAGGACCUGAAUAUCAU
Dichomitus squalens LYAD-421 SS1 is the source of this 949-nucleotide messenger RNA. RefSeq lists its product as uncharacterized. The record is from RefSeq and is a predicted model, not a curated record. Bases 143 to 586 code for a protein of 147 amino acids. The transcript has 5 exons. NCBI's taxonomy places the organism in Eukaryota, Fungi, Basidiomycota, Agaricomycetes, Polyporales, Polyporaceae. Gene Ontology annotation, molecular function: RNA binding; structural constituent of ribosome. Gene Ontology annotation, cellular component: cytosolic small ribosomal subunit.